Molecule: messenger RNA, 4109 nt
Organism: Musa acuminata AAA Group (dessert banana)
Lineage: Eukaryota; Viridiplantae; Streptophyta; Magnoliopsida; Zingiberales; Musaceae
Product: protein CURLY FLAG LEAF 1
Exons: 3
Coding region: 2194-2796 (200 amino acids)
Molecular function (GO): protein binding
Source: RefSeq, a predicted model, not a curated record
UGAGAGGGUAUGCCAAUCCUUGAAGCAGUAGGUGGAAGAGUGGCCUUACAUGAAGAUAAGAUCCUGACUUGGGUAGCCAAGGAUGACUUGCCUAUGAUCUCUCCAUGGUCUUCAGUGCUGCAAUCAAAACCUUUGUGUGGUUUAUAGGCAGUCUCCUUGGCUAAUCUAAGUGGCUCUUUUCCUUCAUGCUAGGCUGCUUACUCUUUCUAUGUUCCAUGAGGUGUUAGUGCCAAGAAGAAGCUUAUGGUUGACUUUACAGUCCUGGAAUGGAAUCCUUAUCUUAACUGGUGGAAAGACAUAUCUUAGAAUCAGGUACCAGGCCACUGGUAUCAACUGGUCAUCUCAAUCAAUUUGUCUAUGUUCAUGCAUUGUUCUCUGGCAAUUGGAACUGAGAGUUAUCACUUUGCCCACAUCAUUGUUCUCUUGAUGUCAGAUGUUUACACAUUUUCAUUUGCUUCCCAGGUAUUCUUCACUUGGAAAUUUUCCAUUGUUCUUCAUGGAUCCUUAGCAUCCUCAUUAAUGGCCUCUGUUCUCUUUCACUAUGGACAGGGGAAAUGCAGUGUUUCUACGUUAGAAUCUCGUAUUCUUUAUGAUGGGCAUCGACUCACGUUCUCCUUCUUUUUCUGCAUAUGAGAUUUCUUUUCGUGAUUCGAGUUUGUUCUCUUGCACUAGGGAUGCAGUCAUGCUGUAUUGCGUAUGUAUGUAUAUGUAGUCAUGUGAAGUAUGCUUCUUUGAGGUGUUUCAGUUCUAUGACUGAUUCUUUAGCCAAUUCAUGUAAGCUUUGAAUUGGCUGACUAUUGUAGCCUGAUUCCUUAAAAGUGCAACUGGCAACAAUUCAGGAUUGUGUAUGAUGUGAGCCUUACUGAUGAUUGUUGGUCUCAGAAUAGUGGUUUCACUACUCAUUUAUCUUCACAACUGCUUCUCACACAUUCGUCUUGGAAUCUAAAGUGAAAGGCAUCAGCUGAUCUACAGGUUUGUUCUUGCCUUAAUACUUUUAAGUGGUACUAUACAUUUGAGAUGCAUUAUUUUGAGCCUGUGGUAUCUGUCAAUUUUGGUGAUCCAUCAGAACCAUAAAAAUGUGCCAAGUUUGGUAUUCAUUUGGAUGCCUAUUUGAGACACUUAUCACCUACAUGUUGGCAUUCUUUUAUUGCCUCCUUCUCUAGCUGAAUAUUCUGGGACAAAUUUCUUAAUUAUCUGAUCUAGGAUGCUUAUUCUACGCCAAUUCUACCACUUUAAUGAGUGAGUUAUCUGCUUCAGAUCAUUUGUCAGUCUAUUUUGUGACAUAACUAUUUGCUGCAACUUCUAACAUCCAAUUACAUGAUUUCUGACGCAUUAUCUGAUCCAUUACUGCUGGAAUACACGCUCAGGCAAAGGUGUUAGUCUUCUGCUUUUAAUCCGCUCUUUGUAUUUCUGUACUUAAAGUUUGUAUCUUUGAUCCAAUUUGCUUUGAAAAUUAAGAUUUUAAUGCAGAGAAGCUUUUUAACCAAAUAUGGAUCACUGGCCAUACUCGUGUGAUUGCCAGCCCAUCAAAGUGAAGUGCUGCAAGUCAAGCAAGAAGAAGAGAUGGUGAUUAGAUCUCCUGGUGGCAGCUGGUUGGUCUGUUCUUGAGAAUGCUUUUGAGACUAUAGGUUGAGGGUUUUCCAUCCCAUCAAAUUUUGAUCUGUCCAAGUCGUAGGAUCACUAGGAAAUAUAAUGGUCGAUUUCGUCUGUGAAUUUGGUCUUGUUGUUGCAGUAAUGAAAUGGUUAUAGCGGGUAGAAAAAGGAAAUCCAUGAAUCAUAGCUCUGCAUAAUUUCCAAUCUGUUGCUUGUAUAUGUGUAGGAAAGCAGAUUAGAUUUCAGGGAUGAUUCGUGAGGAAUCACAGUUCUGCGUAAGUCAUUGAGCUUCGAAAUAUGGUUCAAUGCAUCAGUUGCAGACAAAGGAUCCAAAAAAGAUUCUUGUGUGUGGUCUUCGUGACCUGAUGUAAAGCUUCAAGUAAAAGAAUCCAAGUUAAACUCAAGAGGAGAUCUAAAGAUGGCGUUAAAAAUGAGUUCGUAUCGUGUUUCUACCCCCCGCCGCUUCUAUUUAUAUAUAUACAUAUAUAUAUUACUUGACUAGAAAUCAACCAGAUGGCUCGUCUUUAGACCGGAGGAGCUCUUCCCUCCUCUCUGCUCUCUGAACUUGCUUUGGUUUGGUUUCGGGCAUUGCAUUCGGCGAUGACGCGGCCCAACAUCGACAUGAUCACCGCUUCUCUCCGGAACUGCUCUCUGAGAAGAGGCCGGAGGGAGCCAAAGCCGCCGCCGCUGCCACGGCGGCAGCAGCAGCGGCGCCAUCUCGUCGAGGACAGCGACGAGAUCGCGGGAGUCACGGUGGAGUUGAACUCGGGGACCGCCCUCCCGCACAACUGGGAGCAGUACCUCGACAUGAGGACAGGGGAAGUCUACUACAUCAACUGGGAGACCGGCAUCAGAACCACGGAGGACCCGCGAAACUCCACGAUCGCCUCAUCCUAUUCCGACGAAGGCGAGGCCUCGGAUGAUGAGGACAGCGGCUCCAGCUACGACGCCAGCGGAGAAACCACCGGCUCCAGCUACGAUGCCAGCGGAGACACCCCCGGCUCUUCCAGCCUUUCCUCCGCCUCCUCCACGGAGACCUCCGCGUCCGUCGAUGACGUUGGCAGCGGCGGCGGCGGCGGCCACGUCCUUGUCGCCGCCGGCUGCAGAGCCUGCUUCACGUACUUCAUGGUCCCUAAGCGCGCCCAUGUCUGCCCGAGCUGCGGUGGCCGCCUCUUCCACCUCGGCAACAACGGCUCCUCCUGAGCUGAUCCAGUGUCAAAGAUCGCGUUUUUAUGAACAUGCAAGUUGCAAUCUUUGUACCCUUUCUUUCCGAACUACACGCAGAUGUGAAUCAUAGAGAUGACAUCAGUCCACAAACAGGAGGGAUCAAUCAAUUGAAUUCAUUAAGAGUUCUCUUUAGAAUGUCAUCGUUGUUAUCAGUGGCUCAGUACCGCAAUCACGCACUCCGUGUGGGACUCUCUCGUCUUCUUCGUCUUCUUCCUCUUCAUCCAUGUUUGGUUCAGGCUCCACGCCAACCUGGACGCGGGGAACAAAAGCGUAGUGGACUCUGAAGCGAUGAGGUGUGCUUGUUUUCCCUGGUCCUGCCUCACUCCCCACGUCGCCCACGCCGAGCUCCAAUCUCAAAUCACGUCCACGCGUGCAUCUCAAAGCACCAAGAACGCAGAUCACGCGAUGGACACUCCGAAUGGGUACGAGAGGACCACGCCGGAAUUGGAUCUUUCGUCAUCCAUGGCAGUUGCGGGCCUUUGGGAUAUGGACGCGCGUGGAGAUCUACUUGUAUCCUUUCCUCUGUUCUGUAACGGAACGGUACUUUUGUAAGGGUCAUUUCGGAGAUCAUUGGCUUUGUUCCCCGUUGUAUUUUCUAUCGACCAUUACUUGUCUUUCUCAUGACGCAGUAAACAUAUGCUUUGGAUUCUACAACACCAAAGCCAAACCCCAACUGUGCAUAAGAAGCUUAAGAUAGUAGAAUUCUUUUGCCUUCUGGGGACUGAGAAGGGAAUAAGGUGGGUAGACGAAGGAGUUAACUGCUUCAGACAAAGGAACCUUUCGUCCUCUGGCAAACGGGAAUCUCUGCAGGGAGAGAGAGAGAGAGAGAGAGAAGAGUCAGUAUCGUCAGUUCCGACAACAUUUGCCAGCCACAAUCCAUCUAUUUGCGUGGUGAGACAUGACGCGUCCGAGGCCACAGCCAAAGACAGGUUGUGAUAAGAUACGGGGUGCAGCAACAGGAGCAGCAGCAGCAGUAGCCGUUUGCUGAAACCACUGUCGUCACUGUAGAUGCCACGAGUCCAAUCCAACCGCUACCAAUCUGAGCUGUAUUGUUGCUGUAAAGGAGCCAUAGCGAAAUGAUGCAAUCUAAGACUUCUUUAACUCCUCCCUUUCGCUGUCCUUUGAUGCCAGCCAGCGAUGUAUUCAUGGAACUUGGGAGCAAAUAGAAGUGACCAAAAUUGUUGCGAUACUGUAUCCUUUGGCCUUACAUUCCAACCAACAAGUUCCUAUUAUGUAUUUGUCCUUCCCAGGAAGAUGACAGAUACCCAACAGGCCAAAUUUGUUCCCAU